GGUUCCCGGACUCAUUUGCUUGUACCUUUCCCUUCUAAGAAGCUGCUUCUACUUUUUGGAGAGAUUUGGAAUGCAUUGCACUAUAGUAUACAAUACACAAGUUUUAGUGAAAGCAUAACGUUUACUGCAGCAUUAAAUUAUUUUUGGCUUCCUAAAUGAUGAACAAUGUGCGGGAAGGGGAUGAAUAAUCAACAGAAUCUGAUCGAUUGAACUUUUUCAGAAGGAUAUCGUUUGAGCAGGUUUUUUAAUAAACCGCCCUAUGCGUUCAACUGCUAUCCCAGGCCACACCACGUGGAAGUUUACAGGUUUACUUUGGGGAGUAGUACCGAACGCGGUUAUAUGGUAAAUUAUACCUUUGCACGAGAGAAUUUGCUACUACCACUACAGCCUCAGUCUUGCCCUUCGGUUCGUAAUGAUAGCCACCAUGUUGCGCACUACGACGUUUCGGUGAUUUGCCCACCUAUAGCCUCUCGCCCAAAACGUAGUUUGCUCUACACAUUUUGAGUAAGGACAAAAGUCCGCCUAAUAAUGAAAUAUUCACAUAGUGCGCGGCUGUAAUAGCUUGUUUACAUCACCUCUUCGGAACUCGAGAAAGAGAGGAUAUAGGGUUUUUUUCUAACCAUGAUGAAUAAUUUUUGGCUUAAAUAUAGUGCUAAGUAUAUAAAAGGGUAAACGUUUCGUUUGUUUAUUCAUACGUUUAAUCACUGUGUUUCAACACAACGCAGGACAAGCGGUAAUUUUUUUUGUAUUCUAUUUUCACGUUGACCUCAAGAUUAAAUUUAUUGGGUUUAACCCUGACUCCUGCUAUAUUUUUCCUCAUUUUCGUACUUAUCUUUCUUGAACUCUCAUUCGUCACACGUGAGAUGCGUAUCAUCCUCCUCUUCUCCCUCUAUCGUCAUGAGAUAAAUCACGCAUAUAAACAUAGCGAGCUUAUAAACACUUCUUUCCAAGAAUAAAAUUGGCAGCUUCAAACUUUUCUUUAUCAAGGAUAAGCUUAAACGCCUCGUAAGCGCAAGAAGUGUUCUCUAUGAUAGAAGCCAUAAAUAAUAGUCAAAACAAAUAAGUCUUAUGCUUUACCCAAAAUGUCUCAUCCUGUUUCAUGCUCAGGUCGCGAUGGGGUAAGACCACCUAAGGAGCUACUCCCCAUCAGCAUCAUGCGUCUUAUGUCAGAUUAUGCAACUCAAACCCUUGAGGAGCUCUCCGCACUGCAGGAUUCUUCAUGGCCAAUAGGAUCAAAACCACAGUGCAAAACCGAUGAUGAAGACAAAGUAUCGUUCUCAGGUGCGCCUAACGAAGAAAUGAUGUCGCGAUCUGCUGAUAUGGCCGAACUCCCCACGGAUGAGUUACGAGAGCUAUCUUUUCGAACGAAACGUAUCGAACGGGUUGUCAGUCUGGUAGAGCAGUGGGCGCGUCGUCAGCAAGGGGGUACGCUAUAUCGAGGCCGGCAAGGGCAUCUCUCCGAUCCCACAAACACGCAAUGGAAUAAGGGGAUGUUGGGCUCUAAAAACCAAAUCGGCAGUUCCAGACGAGCGGGCUCAGGCGUGUUCUCGGUCAGAGCGCAUAGCGCAGUGGCAGUUCGGGCGAUAGAAGGUCUCCACGAUUGCCUCGCUAUGCUCAGUACGACGGAGAUUCUUUCAGUUGAUGCUAAGCACACAGACGAGAACUCUCCUGUGAUUAAGCCUGUCGCACGUUCAAGGGGAUUGAUGGAGGUUGCCAUUGAGCUUUCCAGUACCAACGUACGAACCGCGUUUCGCAGGGUGAGGAAAAGUGCGACCGAAACGAAGGCAGUGAGUUCACUUAGCAGUUCCACUACUCAUGCUAUUGAUGGAACGGAAGAGACACAAGAAAGUCUAAAGCGCCCGAGAUUCCCGGGCGCUGAUAAAGAGCUCCGAAGGAGUCAUACGGGGGUAGGGAACGUGGUAUCGAGCAUAUUCGAGGAAGUUUCGUCAUCUCAAAGGAAGCAGCGGUUCGCCCUGUACACAGGACGGGUUCCGCUUUUACCGAGGUUGGAUGCCCUCGCCAGGGGUAUGGCCGCAGAUUCCUCGACCUUUAUCUACCUCUCGCCUGCAUUGCGGCAGUAUGCGGCUCUGAACCUCUCGGCGGAGAGGCAGAUGCUCCAGCGCGCAUGGCGCGUAACCAGCAAAGCACAGCUUUUGCUGCAGCUUCCUCGCCUGUAUCAGGCCGAAGAGGCGUAUCGAGAACAGCUACGUGAUAUCUCAUCAAGGCUAGGGGACUCCGAUGGUAAAUCGUUGCUAGAUCCUGACCGACACACUUAUUUUCAGUUUGUGCACGUCAAUGAAGGCGUCAUACGUGUGGGCAUUCAACACGGCCUCUUCGUGGACUUUACCUAUAACUGUGCGGGUGGACAAUGGAUCGUUUUAAAGCUGCAUUGGAAUGUGUGGGUGCCUGCUGCCUCUCUUUGGUUUUCCUCAUCGGUUUCACCAGAGGCGACGGAGGACUCCUCUGGGAGGAUCGGAGCACCCCUCGAGACGACGGCAGGAGCUUCUAACGUCGGUGUGCCUGCUGACGGCUGCGGCAUUCACAUCGUAUUACCACAACGCCAGGAUGUGAUGCUGCGUUUUAUCCAGAAGAACCUCACCAAGGGGGGUCUAGAAAGUGGUCUGCUCGCCGCCAAUCAUUUGCUCUGUACCGUGGUGAUUGAUACUUUGGCGAAGCAAGCCAGGCAGCUACAGGAACACUUCUUUGUGUCGCUACUCAAAGCUUAUUUUGCGGUAGACAUUCGACCGGGAUCCCACCUCGCGGUGCAGCUCAGGCUUCCCAUCGCCAACCAUCAAGUGCAGCCCGAUGACAAAAAUGCUUCGGCUUUUUUGAUGAAUCUGCAUAAGUUCUAUUUAACCGGCGGCACUGUGCUUCUGGAGUCGACGACGACGAGCAGGAAUGUCGUCACGCAUGGCAACUCGAACACUCAGCUUUUACUAUCCGAUGCGUCUCUGGUAGACAGAAAUAAGUUACUUGUGAACCUUGAGCAGUGGUUAUGGGAGAGUGCCUUCUCCACGUAUAACGCUCCUCAAGUGGCGUCUCAUUAG
Phytomonas sp. EM1 is the source of this 3047-nucleotide messenger RNA. Lineage: Eukaryota; Euglenozoa; Kinetoplastea; Trypanosomatida; Trypanosomatidae. The record is from the annotation of a GenBank genome assembly.